Bactrocera oleae (olive fruit fly) is the source of this 2406-nucleotide messenger RNA. Lineage: Eukaryota; Metazoa; Arthropoda; Insecta; Diptera; Tephritidae. The record is from RefSeq and is a predicted model, not a curated record.
GUGAUAUUAUGCGAGCUGCUACAGGUGACCAUAGUUCUGGCAGGGGCUUUGUUAUUCAUUGGGCAGAAUGUCGAAUCGUCUAUCUGUUCCGCCAGAUCCAUGCCCUUACGAACGUUUAACAGGCAGAAGUGCCAAAGAUCGUGGUGCACAUUUGGGAGUGAGAGAGUUGUACAGGUCUGAUACAUACAGGGGCGUAGCUACCGCCGUAUUUGCCGUAUCAAUUAUACGGGGGCCCCCAAAGUGUGUAAGGUAAAAGAAUAAAAACUUUAUAAUUUAUUUUAUUUUACAAAUGACAAAAUUCUAAGCAAUUCCUUUUUUUCCCGCCUUAAGCGGGCGUUCAAAAGUUGGCAACACUCUACAUCGUUAUGGCGGGCUGCGGGACUUCCCCGUUUUACUUACUUCAUCUUCAACUCAGCGGGGAAUCCCCGGGAAUCCUUUAUCGAUAUCGCGAUGUACGUGUACGUUGCUGUACUUUGCAUUGGAUGUUAAACCACGGAGUACAGUGCACUGUUUAUUUACGCGCUUUAUAUAAAUGUGCAUUACAUUGUAAUUCAGUACAAACAAUAAUGUUCUUCUGGUUUAGCAGUAUUAGUAGCGAUUUGUAAAAGAAAUGAGUGAAAGGAAAAGAGAUUAUCCCAGCGGCGCUGAGAAAAGAAAAAUUAAACAGAAAAGGGACGAGGUUAUAAAAAAAGUGCCCAAAAUUUCUUCAUUUUUUCAGAGACAAGAUACUGUAAGAUUCUUCUGAAGCAUGUUCUUCGUCAAUUAUCCAUCCGGAAAUAGAAGAAAGCCAAGCACAUACUUUAUCGGAUGUCCAUCCAGAAAUCGAGGAACCCCAAGUCAACGAUUCUGAUAUAUCUGCAGAUUGUAAUAUAAUUUCAUCAGAUAGAGGAAAUUUUGGUGACAAUUUAACUAAAUGCGAACGAAAAAUAAUUUUUAAAUUAGGUCCAUUUAAACCACAAGGACCAUUUCCAAAAGUUUCAGAAACGAACCGACCUUUUUCGGCUUAUUAUUAUUCAUAUUUCAAUCAGGCAGGCAUAAAAAUUAUAAGACCAUGGUUAUGUUAUUCUAACGUUUUAAACAAACCGUACUGUCACUCCUGUUGGUUAUUAGCAGAUCGUCAAAACAAAUCGUACUCCUCUGCUUGGGUUAACGGUGUUUCGUUUAGAAGCAAUUUCACACAAACUAUUCUUGACCAUGAAAAGUCACAGCAGAAUAUUAGUGCCUCACUCUCUUAUAAUAAUUGGUUGCAAGGAAAUACCAUCGAUACUCUAUUGAAAAGUAAAAUUACAUUCUGGAGAGAUGUACUGCAUCGUAUAAUUAAUGUUAUAAUUACUUUAGUAUCUUGUAAUCUACCUUUGAGGGGGCAUGAUUCUGAUUCUGGCAAUUUCACGUCUGCUAUCUAACUAUGAUGCAACUUUAAAAGAACUUCUUCUAAAACCGAAAGGUGAAAUAAAUUAUUUAAGCCCUACGAUUCAAAAUGAAAUUAUUAGUUUGCUUGGUACCACCGUUAGGAACAAUAUUAUCUCAGAAAUUAAAAAAGCUCCAUUUCUGACAAUAAUUCUGGAUACAACACAAGACUUGUCAAAAAUUUACCAACUAUCUGUAGUUUUUCGAUAUAUCUCGGUUACAGAAAAUGAUGAUAAUGUGCCUAAAGAAAUAAAAAUCUGUGAAUCCUUUUUAGGAUUUAUAGCAGUAACCGAUUGCAGUGCUGCAGGUCUGAAAACUGUCAUUUUAAAUUUGACUAAAGAAUAUGGAAUUGAUUUGACUAUAUGUAGAGGACAGGGAUACGAUGGAGCAAAUGUUAUGUCGGGUGUGUAUGGAGGAUUACAAACCCUAAUAAAAGAGCAUGCUCCAAAUGCCGAUUAUGUUCAUUGUGCUGCGCACGCUUUAAACUUAGUUUUGAACGAUGCUGCGAGACAUGUUCGUGCAGUAUUGACUUUUUUCGAUAAUUUAGAAAAAAUAUAUACUUUUUUUGGCAAUAGUAUAAAACGCUGGGCUAUGCUAAGUGACGAUUCAUCUGAAAAAUAUUUGAUUACCCUUAAAAAGGUAUGUCCUACCAGAUGGUCUUCUAGGAACGACGCUUUAUUAGCAGUAAAGAAAAAUUUUUUACUAAUCAUGAAAACUUUGUACCAACUAAAUUUAAUUUCAAAUAAAAAAGAUGAACGUGAAGAAUGUAAAAGUAUAAUUAAUAUUUUAGAGAGUUUUGAUUUCUUAGUGCUCGUUACAUUUUUUUCUUCACUAUUUGAAAUUAUUAAUCCUGUUUCUAAAGCUCUACAGCAUGAAAAUAAUGACUUACAGAAAUCUAGUAUUUUAUUAAGUAAUCUUUUAAAUAGAUUGUGCCAAUUAAGAAAUCAGAAUUCAUUUAAUAGUUUGCUAAAUGAAUCCAAAGAUUUAGCAAAAGAGUAG